Messenger RNA from Nerophis lumbriciformis (worm pipefish), 2704 nucleotides. RefSeq names its product plasmolipin (gene pllp). Gene Ontology annotation, molecular function: structural constituent of myelin sheath. NCBI's taxonomy places the organism in Eukaryota, Metazoa, Chordata, Actinopteri, Syngnathiformes, Syngnathidae. Gene Ontology annotation, cellular component: membrane. Gene Ontology annotation, biological process: myelination. The record is from RefSeq and is a predicted model, not a curated record.
CCUCCACUGAACACCCGACAACGGAUUUGGAAAGAUUACCUGUUAGAAUUUCCUUUACUUUGCUCAUUUUUUUCUUUAUUCUUAUUGUUUCUUAGAUGUGCUUCGACUAUUGGACUUGAACUCCACGCAGGAAGUCAAUACCUAACACCGCCAAUUCAGCAUUUAUCGUUGCAUCUUCAUUCCGUUCCUCACAAGGAUUACAUUUUUUUACAUUAAUACACACGAUCAUGGCAGACUUCCCAUCUAAGGUUACCACGGAGACCAGCCCCCCCAACUCCCACGGCACUCAGCAGGGGGGCAACAGCCUGAGAGCGGUGGCAGCUAACGUGAGCAGCAACAUGGACAUGUCUUUUGUCAGGAGCAUCCCAUCUGUGCUCAUGAUGGCUCAAAUAGGUUUGGGCUUGCUCCACUGGGCGCUGAUAGCCGCCUCUCCUUACAUGUGGGCGCCUGCCAAUGGCUGGGUGCUGUUUGUGGCCAUCACCUUCUGGCUUCUCACCACCGUCCUGUUCUUCAUGAUCCUCUUCCGUGUCCAGACAAGACUUUCCGCAGUGCCGUGGCCCCUCACGGUGAUGGUGUACCAUGGAGUUGCAACGCUCCUCUACCUGACAGCCUUCCUGGCCAACGCUGCGUCAGUUCAGCCCUUCUCGAAAAGCUACUUUUUUGGACAUAUGGCCGCCGCUGCUUUUUUCGCUGCCGUCGUGACGGUGGCAUAUGGCGGCAGUGCUUUCUUCUCCUAUUUGGACUGGAAGGGAGACGGAGGAAACGCCGCCACCAGCACAGUGCCCACCUAGGACCGCAACAAAGCCUCGCAAAAAAAAAAGACAGUUUUAUUACUGGAAAAGUCUCCUGUUCAUACGAUGUAAUCAAAGAGUCAUGUGAUGAUCAAAAAUGCUCAACCUGGAUCAGAUGACACUCCCUUGGAUACACAUCAUUCAUUACAACUGUAACACAUUGGAAUGUACUGUUUGCUUUCUGUCCACCAAUGAGUGUAGAAGUAAUAUGUGAUGUACAGAAACCACUUAGAUGGCGUUGUCAUAAAUGCAAUAUCGACAAUGCGUCGGAUUAUUACUUGUAAUAAAUGGAAAGUGACAUUUCGUAUGUAAACUAUAUUGUCCAAUACAGUCUUAUGACCUUGUCUAACAAAGCUAGUAUGUUUGUGCAACGAAGGCUUAGUGCAGUGUUUUUCAACAUUUUUUUCAUUGAAAAAAUGCGGAGGCACACCACCAGCAGAAAUCAUUAAAAAACGAAACUCGGUUGACAAUAAAAAGUCGUUGUCGCAAUUGUUGGAUAUGACUUUAAACCAUAAGCAACCAUGCAUCACUAUAGCUCUUGUCUCAAAGUAGGUGUACUGUCACCACCUGUCACAUCAUGACUUAUUUGGACUUUUUUGCUCUUUUCCUGUUUGUAGUGUUUUAGUUCGUCUUGUGCUCCUAUUUUGGUGGCUUAUUCUCUUUUUUUGGUAUUUUCCUGUAGCAGUUUCAUGUCUUCCUUUGAGUGCUAUUCCCCGCACCUGCUUUGUUUUAGCAAUCAAGACUAUUUCAGUUGUUUUUAUCCUUCUUUGUGGGGACAUUGUUGAUUGUCAUGUCAUGUUCGGAUGUACUUUGUGGACGCCGUCUUUGCUCCACAGUAAGUCUUUGCUGUCGUCCAGCAUUCUGUUUUUGUUUACUUUGUAGCCAGUUCAGUUUUAGUUUCGUUCUGCAUGGCCUUCCCUAAGCUUCAAUGCCUUUUCUUAGGGACACUCACCUUUUGUUUACUUUUGGUUUAAGCAUUAGACACCUUUUUACCUGCACGCCGCCUCCCGCUGUUUCCGACAUCUACAAAGCAAUUAGCUACCGACUGCCACCUACUGAUAUGGAAGAGAAUAACGUGGUAAGUCUGCCGAUCUCCAGACAGCACAGACACUCAACAAUGGCACAUUAUUUGCGGAUUAUAAUUACUGGUUUGCAAAAAAUAUUUUUAACCCAAAUAGCUGAAAUUAGAUAAUCUCCCACGGCACACAAGACUGGACAAUCUCUUUCUCAAUUUGUUAUAAGCGACCAUAUUAUACUUGUGUAUUUUUUUUUUAAUGUAGUUGCACUGCACAUACACUGGGACUGUGUGCACUUGCCCAGAGUAAUAGAUGUCAUAAGAGGAGUGGGAAAGGACACAAAUGUUAGCAACACUAACAUAGCUUUGUGAGCUGGAGUGCUAUUGUUAGUCACAUUUAUCAUGUUAGGUUAGUCAAUACCUGUCAGCAUUUGCAGUUGAACUUAAGGGAAAUUUCCCAGAGGCCUGACUUUGCAGAGGGAAAUAGAUGGGAGAUGAUAUAUUUUCUCAUGUUUGAUGCCCAUAAAAAAAUUACUCUAACAUUAAAAACUCAAUUUCUGACUUGUCUUUUUUUGUAACUUUGCCUUAGAGCCAAGGAUAUGACCAGUAUGACUGAUGCGGGAGUUGAUUGUUGACUCAAAACACUACAUCAAUACUGCCAUUGAAAUGAACUGAAAUCAAACCCCAAAGUUUUAUCAUGCAUUAGAAAAAAAACAAAAAAACGUCUGGAGUACACGAUUGUUCGAUAUGUCUGCACUGCAAAAUGUCAGUGUUCAAAAACAAGAAAAACAAAUACAAAAAUGAGGGGUAUUUUAUUUGAACUAAGCAAAAUUAUCUGCCAAUAGAACAAGAAAAUUUGGCUUGUCAAGACUUUUCAAAACAAGUCAAAUUAGCUAAC